Molecule: messenger RNA, 1695 nt
Organism: Aureobasidium melanogenum CBS 110374
Lineage: Eukaryota; Fungi; Ascomycota; Dothideomycetes; Dothideales; Saccotheciaceae
Exons: 3
Coding region: 1-1695 (564 amino acids)
Biological process (GO): amino acid transmembrane transport
Cellular component (GO): membrane
Molecular function (GO): amino acid transmembrane transporter activity
Source: RefSeq, a predicted model, not a curated record
AUGGCAGCAUCAUCCUCAAAAGUCGAGGAGAAAUCGAUACCUGUUCAAGAAACCCAAGAUGAGGACGAUAUUGGUGAUGUCGUGUCUAUCAGCCAUCUGCACCGAACACUGAACCACCGUCAAAUUCAAUUGAUCGCCAUAGGCGGCUCAAUUGGUACUGGCCUGUUUGUGUCUAUUGGUUAUGGCCUCAUCGAAGGAGGACCCGGCAGUCUCUUCAUUGCUUUCACCAUGUAUAGUGUUUGGCUUGCGUCAGUGAACAACAGCAUGGCAGAAAUGGCGACCUUCAUGCCGGUCGCUGGUGGUUGGGUUCGUAUGGCUACUCACUGGGUAGACGAGGCCUUUGGUUUCAUGCUGGGGUGGAACUUCCUACUCUAUGAACUCUGCCUGAUUCCAUUCGAGAUCUCGGCAUUGAACCUAGUCCUGACGUUCUGGAGGGAUGAUAUUCCUGUAUGGGCCGUGUGUCUUGCCUGCACGAUACUCUACGGACUACUCAAUAUAUUUGCCGUCAAGUGGUACGGUGAGAGCGAGUUCUGGCUGGCUAGCGGAAAAGUCUUGCUGAUCUUGAUUGUCUUUUGUUUCACCUUCAUCACUAUGGUUGGUGGCAACCCCAAACACGACGCUUAUGGUUUUCGAUACUGGAGAGAUCCUGGAAGUUUUGCCGAGUAUGUGACUACUGGCUCGCUAGGACGUUUUCAAGGAUAUCUGGCUGCGCUUUUCCAAGCGGCUUUUACGAUUGUUGGACCUGAAUAUCUUUCCAUGGUCGCUGGCGAGGCCAUCAACCCUCGCAAAACUAUCAAAAGCGCUUUCAAGGCAACUUACAUGCGAUACGGUAUUUUCUUCAUCGGAGGCGCUCUAUGUUGUGGCAUCGUUGUUCCCUACAACGACGCUGGCUUGAUCGCAAAGCUCAAUGGAGAUGGCUCGGGAACUGGUGCUGCUUCACCUUACGUUGUCGCAAUGAGCAAUCUUGGAAUUGAGGUACUGCCAGACAUCACCAACGCGCUCCUGGUCACCUCAAUCUUCUCGGCUGGAAAUUCAUACGUGUAUUGUUCGAUGCGCUCACUCUACGCCAUGUCCAUGGACGGCCACGCUCCCCAAUUCUUCACAAAAUGCAACAAAAACGGUGUGCCCAUCUACGCUUUCGUGGUCCCUAUGCUCUUCUCUCUAUUAUCUUUCCUCUCCAUCAGCUCUGGAAGUGCCAAAGUCAUCACAUGGCUAGCCAAUCUCACUCAAGCCAGUCAAAUGAUCAACUACAUCGGAAUGAGCAUUGUAUACCUCUUCUUCUACCGCGCCCUCAAAGUCCAAGGCAUUUCCAGAAACACUUUGCCCUAUAAAGGCUAUUUACAACCCUUUUGUGGUUGGUUCGGUCUUUGCACUAUGGUCUUUACCGUCAUCAUGUAUGGCUAUACCACAUUCCUGCCUGGUUGGUGGAAUACUGGAACCUUUUUCUCAUACUACACUAUGGUAUUUGUGGCCUUGGUGACCUACUCUGGUUGGAAAGUUGCCAAAAAGUCAAAGCGCGUGAAAGCGCAUGAAGCUGAUUUGGUUUGGGAGAGGCCUUUGAUUGAUGCAUAUGAGGCUUCGCUUGUUGGAGAUCUUUCGAAGGGGUUCUGGGACGAUUGUGCCAAGGACCUUGGGCUCAGGAAGCGGCGGCAUGUCGUUGAGGAUUCGAUUGAGAUGAAUAGUAUGGGUUCAUGA